Messenger RNA from Portunus trituberculatus (swimming crab), 9508 nucleotides. RefSeq names its product nuclear pore complex protein DDB_G0274915-like. The coding region runs from base 170 to 1606 and encodes 478 amino acids. NCBI's taxonomy places the organism in Eukaryota, Metazoa, Arthropoda, Malacostraca, Decapoda, Portunidae. The transcript is spliced from 6 exons. The record is from RefSeq and is a predicted model, not a curated record.
UAUAGCAGCCGAUCAGCUUUGUUUAGUAAACAGUGCGGAGGUUUUUGUGAGCAAAUAUUAUAUUUCGCAGCGCAGUGUGUGUGCCGCUGCCUGGGGCUUGACAGCCUCAUGCCCGCAGCCCCACGCCCCGCCCCCUGCAGCACAGGUGAGCCACAGAAGUGGAGUUGCCAUGAACUUCCCUGAGGUGCGGGCUAUGGGAGGCAGCAUGGGAGGCAUGGGGAUGGGUGGCUCGGGGCUCCCCACCCACACUCCUACGCCCACAGCCUCAGCCACAGACACAAGCUUGCCUCCAGUGUCUCCACCAAUUGUGUCUCCAUCCGAAGCCACCCCUUAUGUGGGUUUCCAGGCCACCUCUGCCCUAUCCUCACCGCCAGCAGUAUCACACCCCAGCCUAGCCAGUAUGUGGGGAAUUGGCGGCUUCACCACGCCCCCUCUGCCACCUCCACCUCCUGUUGUUUGCCCCAAUACCAUUGCCUCCACGCUGGGUAUUCCACAGAUGCCCAACGUCACCUAUUUCAACUCCAGGGCACCCAUGGGCUUCCAUUCCAGGAUGGCUGGUGGCCCUAAUGGUAUCCCUUAUGCAUUUAAGCGCAAACCAGAGGAGGAGCCUGAGGAGAUCAAGCCCAUGGCCAAGCAGCAUAUUAGUGAGGAGAGGAUGACAGCUCACCUGAACUCCCUGCACCUCUCAGACAGCUACUGCAACCACCGCCUUGGCAAGGGAAAGCCGUACAGGAACAGAACAUCAAGCAAGGAGUUGGAUGAUGAUGACGAUGAUGAGGAGGAUGAAGGGAUGGGUGGCGAUGGGACAAUGGACUCGGACUUGCAGGGAGCGCGUCUCAUUAUUGCCGAUGAGGUGAAGAAAAUUGUACCUGGAGAGGCCAAGCUGCCGGAAUCUAUACUGCAGAAAUUGACAAAGCCUAGCAUGGAGGUGGUGUUAUGGCAGCCACCCCCCUCCAUCCUGGGCACCAUCAUCACCCCGAACAUUGAUGCAAAAAUCAAGGCGUCAGAGAAUGCUGCUGAGAAUGCUGAUCCAUCACCUGCCACCUCCACACCUUCCUCUAAUGCCACCACAUCCACCUCUCCCUCCAUCCCCUCCUCAUCCUCAUCUUUAUCCUCCACCACCACAUGUACAUCCUCUUCCUCUGCAUCCUCUUCUUCCUCCUCCUCUAGCAGCUCACCUGAUUCUGGGAUAUCCAUUUCCUCACCUCCUCCUGCUCUCUCCUUUUUGGGACGCAAUUCUGUCACCUCCCUCACCCCCUCCACCUCUGCUGCUGGGGGGACAUCCUCAGAGCUUGGGUUGGAUCUCCUCUCCCUUCCCUCCACCUCCUCAGGCUCCAGGGGCAGUGGCUUCCCUCCUCCUCCCCUGAGAAGGCCUGCCAGCCCUCUGCCAGAUCCAAUGGUAGAGGAUGACUUCUCUGAGAGGAUGGAGUUCAACAAUAAUAAUGGGAAUGCACCAAACUUCAUGUGGCUUGAGGAGAACAACAACACGGCUCUCAUUGACCUGAACGCUGUGGAACCCCAGCGAGCCGCCGCCGCUGCUGCUCCCCAGCCACCUCUCCCGGAAGACGUGCCUGACUUCCCUGACUAUGAUGAUAUGGAUCUAUAACACUGCCACUGCCACUGCUGCCGACUUUGCCUCCUGCCUGCAUCUCUCCUGACUGGCAGAUGAGUGAGAGCAUGAGAAACAAUUGCACACACACACACACACACACACACACACACACACACACACACACACACACACACACACACACACACACACACACACACAUUUAGAGAAAGUAUUAUUUGAAGAUGGUUUUUAUUUUACAUUUUUGUUACUGUUGUCACCAUAUCUAGCUCCUCAUUGCAGCAUUGAGUGUAUUAUGGCAUGUACAACACCCUCUGCAGGAUUACUCUAAACACAUUCCUUCAAGUAAAGCAAGGGGCAACUAUUAUAGCUAUAUUGAGAAGGUUCUAAAAGUUAUGUGGUAUUCUUACUUUAUUUUUAUCUUCCUAUAUACCAGGCUGGCAUUCCUGUGCAGGGUGGCGAAGACAGACUUGACACACACAUAUGCACAUUCACCCUCCAUUCACAUUUUUAUCCCCAUUGCUCGCUUGGUCUCUAAUGGAAAAGGAUUUACAUACAUACAUACAUUCAGGCAUACACUGUUCAUGUACAUAUUCUCAUCCUCAAUAUACUCUGUUACAGGCAGGGACACAGUGUCAAAAAAGUGUGCACUGUGACACCAACAUUGCAACACUAAAAGAAUAAUAAAAAAAAUAAUAAUUAUAAAUAAAUAAAUAAAAAAAAAAAAAAAAAUAGGAGAAAAGAGUCAUGUCAGUGCAAGGCUCGCAGGGUUAUUGGAUCUGUUACCAACGUUUACAUCUAUAUAAUCUGUUCUGUUAUUGUGUUUUCCUUUUUAAUUUUAGAUGGCUUUAGUAUAUUUUGUCUCGCGUUAGUUUCUGGCUGUUGUGUGUCAGUUAGGAGCAUCGUAUUCCAGUCUGUGGUGAAAAGGACAGUGAUAUGCAAUUGGGUGUGGCAGGAGAGGAGUGUUGUAUAUCCAUGUGUUGAUAUAAGACUCGCUAGUGGGGCUGUGAUGGAGAGAGCAAGUGAUAUCUUCCAAGGAUCAGGUCUGUUUGGGCCACCCUGGAACCUUUAUUGGUCUGAAUCGACUGUCCUAAUAUGACAGAGCUUAUGUUUAGGUUAAGUAAUCAGGAAAGUAUUUGUGUUGGGCCUAAUGCAAACUUUUUCUCUAAUGUUUACUCCUUUGAAGAAUGUCGAAGGUUUACUGAAAUAGGAGUUGUUAAAAAGAAGCCUGUUGAUGAUGGAUUGAAAUUAGUAUGGCACUGUCACUGGUUUGAAUGACGUGAAAUGAAACCAAGAAGUCAUUGUUGGCAGCAGAACGUAAACCCAUUCAUUACCACAGCACUAGUAGCAUCAGUACUUUCUAGAAAUAUAGGAUGUUAUCAAGUUAGGAACUGUAUUUUGUGUAAUCAAGGAGUUGCAAGUUAGGUAAUUACUCAUCCUCCAGAAUUGCACCUUAUUUACUCUUUAUUAUAACAAACAGUAGGCAGUUUAAUGAAGUUUGGCAUUUGUCUGUGGCAGUGAAUGGACUGAACAAUUUGCUGGCAGACAGGCAGAAGAGUGUCAUGAGUGAUGGACUGAGAUGAGUAUCAAUGAAGUAUUAAGCCCAUUGGUGGCAGACUGAAGGAGGACAGGACUUGUGAAUAGCACCUCAGGCUGUAGGGAAGGACACUCAUUGUCUUGUUCUGUUAGCAUGCCUUCACACAAUGCCACAAGUUACCGCCCAUAAUUUGCAGUAGAGCCUUUCAUGCGAGGCCACCACACUUGACUCUUUCACUUAGGGGUAACUGGUGGUGUUAUGUGAAGGGGCCUUAUUGUCUCUGCGUAUGUAUUCUUAUUUUAUCUUUAUCCAUGGUUUCUUUUUCCCUGUUUGUCUUUUAUAUAUUUCUGUCUAUAUGUAUUGGUUUUCCCAUUUUUUUUCAUGUUUUUAUUUUUCCUAUUUGCAUUUUUUUAAAUACUGUUGCUUUUUAUCUAUUUUCUUUAUCUCCUCUUGUAUUAUUUUUUUAUUUUUCUAUGAUGUCCAGCUUUACUUUUCUUUUUUGUCUUUAAUAUUUUUUUUCUUGGUAUUUUCAUUUUUCUGUUUUUUCCUGUAAGUACACAGAAUUCUCUCGGAGCAACACAGUAUACUAGUAUUUCAUGUGACUUGCCUUCUUCAUCAACCUCCCAGUCAUUCAUUCAUUCACUUAUUCAUUCAUAAUGCACUGAUAAUGGUAGCACACAUCUUGCUUCAAGGCUUCAUCACAUUUGUGUGAUUUGUAUUACAUAAAAUGUACAAGACUCCAAAGAUGGUGUAUACAUUUUAAAAAGAAGAUUGGCCUACAUCUUUACUAUUUGCAUUUAAGAAGAAAGACAAUGAUUUUAUCUUAUUUAUCUAUUUAAUUGAUUUUCCUUACCAGUGGAAUUUAUCUUCACAUGCAUCUUGGAAAUUGUUGAAGUCUUUGAUGCACUGGCUUGUAUUCAUCAUCAAAGCUGUAUAAUGAUAUUGUGUGGCAGUAUUGAAGGGGACUGGGCAUGGUGAAGAGUUUUGUAAUCAGGUAUAUAUACUGUAUAUCCAUGUAUCUUUAAGUGGUAGGGAGGAAGGAUUCUACAGUAAGCCCAGUGUGUAUGCAGAUCAUUAUAGUACAUGUGAAUGGCAAUUUCUAAGUGAUUUAUGUUACUCAUAGCUAUUCAUGUACUGUAUAGAACAUGUAUGAAUUAGGAUUAACUAUAAAUUUUGAAGUUCUUUUCCAUUUAUCAUGUCUUGAAUUUUCCAUUAUCUAAGAUGUAUUUAUGAGAUUUCAUUCAUAAAUGUAAAUUCCACACACACACUUACACAAAUCAUAGCAAAUGGAAAAUAUCAUACUUCAGGAGUCAGUGAAGUUAAGUAUUUGUAAAAAUCAAAACUUAUGAGUCAGGCAUUUCAGAUUGAGACUUGGAGAUCAUUCUUAAAAAUAAAGACAAAGAACAAAAUUACAUUUUUCUAAGCUUAAAAACAUAAUCAAUAGGGAGUUUUUGGAACUCAACCACCGGAUGUCAUCGCUAACGUGUCCCCUAGUGACAUGAGCUGAAUUGUUGUUUUGUAAAUCCCAUGUGCAUACAGAUGCAUAGAACAUUGAUCAUUAUGAUACUUUCAAAAUUCAUGUAUGGAUGAUUUUAAAGAUAGUAAUUACUACAGUACUUUGAAAGAAUUGUAUAGAAAAGUACAUUACAUAAGUUCAUUGCAUCUUUAUGUACAUAGAAUAACACUGUAGUCAUAUUUCUUAUUGCUCUCAUGUAGGAGAAGGGAACAUGUCUGAUGCUGCCAUCUAGUGACACUCAUUAGUUUACUAAAAUUCAUCGUUGCUCCUAAAGUCACUGCCAAACGUGAAAACUCAUCAUCAGUCGUUCUUGAAUCAAGACAUAGGUAGGAUAACAUUGCAACAUAACAUCAAUAUUCGUGAAUCAACAUAAGCAUUCAUAGAGCCAAGACUCGCCUGCAUUACCAACUCCAUAAGUCACACCAAGACUAAAACUGAUGAACAAGACAAGCAUUUCAAACACGAGCACCCACACUGCAUAAGGAUCAGUAACUCCCCAAGAGGUGGUCAUGGUAGCAUAUGUAAAUAGAAAUAGCAACUGGAAAGCCACUGUAACCCUAUCAUGGGACUUUCACAAUUAUGUUCCUAGUGGAUAAAGUUUAUUUUAGUACUCUGUAGCAUCUUUUAACACAUGGCUUUUGCUUAGGGUUGCUGCUCUUAGGUGUGUAAGUACUGCUUUUCUUACAGCAUCUGUGGGUUGGUGCAAGAAGGGUGUGUAUGAUCAUGUGAGAGGACACUCCUUGUCUCAGUGAUAGUAUGUGAAGUGUGUGAAGGAAGAGAAGACACUAACAGAUAAGUGAGGGAAAAGAAUAGAAACUAGUAACGUGAGUGGGGGGGAAAGAAAACUUAAGAAUGAAGUGUGUGAGGGAAAAGUGGGAACUAAUAAUCAAGUGUGUGCAAAGGAAAUGAGAGAAAAUUGUGUAAGAGAAAGUUGAGUAAAUAAUAUGCAAGGAAGAAGAGAGGAAAUACUAAUGAAAGUAAAUAUAUGAAAGAAUUUUAAAAUGUGAAGUGGCAAAUGAAGAAAGAAGGCAAAAAAAAAAAAAAAAAAAAAAAGUGAAUGGAGGAAACACAAGCUAAGAUAAAUGUAUGAAUGAAUCCAGAAAACAUAACAAAGCAGAAUGUAAAUAAAGAAUAAAUGAGAUUAAUGUACUAAAGGAAGGAUGUCAAAGAUAGAAUACAAACCAAAGGAUAGAUGGUCAUUGAGUGAAGAGCACACUAUAACACUUGAACUGUUGUCAUGUAAUUCAGAGAUUGAGGUGUUGCUAUGCAUGAGUAAUUAAUUUCUUGCAGCCACACAGUAAUGGAAUUCACACAACUUUGCUUCUGAUAAGUGUGUGAGAGAGAAAGAAAAAAGAAACAUAACACAAGGUGGGUGAGAUAAUAAAGGAGGAUAAGUAAUAUAAUCAAAUUUUUAAAAAGUAAGCAAAGACAAAGAGGAUUGUCAAUCAAACAAGAAGCAAUUUGAUAUAAAAGAAAACAAAGUGUGCUUGUUAAGAUGUACAAAUGCUAAGUAACAGUGACAGAAAAUUAUUUAGUACUCAGCACUGGAGAGGCAAUAAUGAGGUACUUUGGUCAUGUGCAGAGGACGGAUGAGAAUUACAGGUAAAGGAGAUGGACUCACUAGGAAAGAGGAGGACCAGAGAGGUAUAUUGAAAUUAUAUAGUUCCAUUAAAGAAAGAAGUUGGGAUAGUGGGUGUGGAUGCUGAAGACACAGUAAAGUGGGGGUGAGUUAUAUGUUAUGGCAACCUUCAAUGGAAGCUGUCAGAAAGAGAUUUGAAGAGGAAGUGGCAUUAGUGAUAAGUGGAGAGAUAAUUCAUGUAUACUGUAUUGAAACAUGUAAAUAGUGAACAAGUGAACAAGUGUAUAGGAACGUGAGGGAAAGGAAGAUUUUGUUGUUAGUGAUAUUGACUCUUAUCAUACUCCCUCUACUCUGUCUUUAGGGAAACUGUUAUUUGCAUGAUGUUAAAGACAGAAAUGUGUUAUUAUACUGACUGAAUUAUUUACUGCAAGGGUACAGGCAAAGCAUGGUUCCCCUGUAGUCUGUCUUGUGUACAUACGUAAGUAGAGUUUAUGUAUUUCUCAUUUCCUUUUACCUUGUGAGUUAAAGUUAAAUUUUGAGUUGUUUCCAUAGUUCAUUUUACUCUUUGUAUGUUGGAUUACUGUACACAUUCAUCUCUUUCCACAUUGCUACCUUUAUUAUUGUUACGUUUGUCAUUCAGUUAGAAGGAAGACGUGAAAUCAAUACUUUGUGGAUGAGAAUCAAAAAUACCAAACAUACUCACAAAAAAAAAAAAAAAAAGAUGAUUCUUAAUAUUUUUUGGGGGUUAAGAUCUUGAUGAAUGCAUACUAGUGAGAUAAUUAUACAUGCUAUAUAUACUAUUAUUACUACUCAUCAUAAGGAAACAAAUGCCACAUGCUAUUAAUACCUAAGACUUUGCCCUUCUAUUUCUAGAAUUUUCUCAUAAUUUUUUUUUUUUCCUGUGAAUUUGCCUUUUUCCAUCCCUGAUUAGAAUAUGGCAGCAUAAUUAAUUUUCUUGCCUCCCCUUUAGAAUGUGUUCACUUAAUUAAUGGUCCUGUAUUUGUAAGUUGCUUCCGUAGAUGGUAAUUCAGGAGGAUUUGUUGGAGGAAGUGUGUGAUGUGUGGGAGAAAGGAAGGGUUAGGGGUGCUCUCUGGGUGGUGGUCAUUCUGGCAAAACUGACUCGCAUUUCAGGGUUUUGCACUAGGAAAAAUAUGAAUUGUAAGGGAAAGAAGAAAUAUUUGGAAGACUUCAAAGAAAAUUACAAUAGGAGAGCAGUAGAAAUUUUUUUUUUUUCCAAGACUUCCCUUAUUUUUAUUGCUUCAACUUUUAGUGAAAUUAUUGCAAAAGAAGUAGGAAAGAUAUUUCUUUAAUUCAUUGAAAUAAAAUAAACUCAGCCAUUUUAUUAAGAUCUUUUUUUUCUAUUCUUUCUACUGUAAAUAAAACAUUUUGUAAAAGUUUAUGAAAAGAAAGAGGAAAGGACUUAUUGCAAUUUUAUCAUGAACUUUUUAUUUUGAUUUUAUUAUUUUCCUGAAAUAUCUGGAAAAAGUUUAUAGGUAAAAUAAUUAACCUUUGGACACUUCCUGGGACUAAUUAUUGUUUUUCAACAUUCACCGAAACCUUUUGAGAAAUCUUUACAGAUCCCCAAACUUGAGGUAAACUUUUGAAUCACUCACCACAUCUGUUCAUUCUCAGUUACUGGUAUUUUUGGAACACAUCAAAUGUUAUGAUGGGGUUUAUUUAAAGGGAGAAUAGAAGAAAGAGUUUUGAAAUACCCAUCAAAUAUCUUCCUGCCAUUAUUUAAAAAAAACAAAAAUGUGAGUGUUGUAAGAAUGGACAAGAGUAGAAAACAAGAAUUGCCAUCACUCUGAGGCGCCCUUGGGGAUACCACAAAGUACAACCUUGCCGCCAGGGUGUGAGCAAGUGAGCAUACACGUGCUCACUUGUGGCCAAAUACAGUGUAUGUACAUAGUAUAGUUAAUGAGGAGUCAUCUCACACAGCUGUUCUGUUUCUAGUAUGUAUAUUUAGUAUCUGCUGAUUAGCAAGAGCACUUGAUCUGUUAGUCCAAAUGCUUAUGUAGUAGUCUCUAUCAUGAGUUUCCACUUUUUAUUAGGUUCACAAAAUAUGUAGUAAGAGCACUUAAUUCUUUGUCUUUUUUUAAGUAACAUACCAUGUUGUAGUUUAUGAGUAAGUAUAUGUAUAUGUAGGUAUUCUCUUCAAUUGAGCUUUUUUUCUAGUACAUCCACAAGUAAGUAAGAUCACAUUAGACACUCAAGUAAUACCAUUGUGUCAUCCAUACUCUGGUUACUUUCUAUUCCUUGUCCAAUGCAGUAUUAUAUCAUGUACAGGUAACAAACUUUUAUUUCCUCUAUGCUGAGAAGGUUCAAGCAAAGCCAUAGCAUGAUCAGGGCUGGAUUGGCAGAUGUACUGUUGUGGUGGUCUGGUAACAGUUUGUAUACAGCUAGAGGUGAUGACAGCCUCACCACACAGACCUUAACCCCUUCACUGCUUGGCUCAUCCUUGGUAACUACAUUGAAAUUUGCAUGGACGCAGAACAAAAAGGAAGUUGAUUUUGUCAUUUGUAGCCUAUUAAGAGGGUAAUACAAAAGCAUUUAAUGGUUGUGUCAUGUCAAAAAUUGUUCAGCAGUUAAAGGGUUAAGGAAUAAUAUUGAGUAAUGCGUUAAUUUUCAAAGUGAGGCGCCGUUUCUUGCUAUUACAAUCUGGUACCAAUCUAUUGUCUGGGUUUGCUGUGGUCACAAUCAUCCCAAUAGGUUAUGGCAUUUUGUAAGGAGGUCAGCUGCUGCCUUGUAGAACCCUCUCACCUUUCUCUAUUGUGACUGAAACAGAAGAUAAAACAAAGGAAAUAUGAACCAUCCUUUGAAAGCAGGAAAUCAAAAAGCUCUCGUUCUGUGAGGAGUAGAUGCAGAGAAGCAGGAAGGCCAUCAAAACAUAUCAUUGUCUCCUCCAGUGGCAAUACAGUCAAGGUCAGCAACGUUCAACUCAAGUCUUGAGUCAUCAUGGUCUCCCUGGUAAUGCGUCGGGAUUGCGUUACCAUGUUGCUUCUUAUGGUUCAUAUCUUUGGCCUAACUUAACCUGAUGUAACUUGACCUGAUCUGUGAUGGUGGCUGGAAUGCAAGGCGAGAAGUAACUAGCGCAAACUAUCAUAACUAGUGUUGGGUAUUUCCUUUUCUUUUUUUUUCUUUUUUUCUUUUUCUUUUUUCUUUUUUGUAGGGAGAAAGUACAUAUGAUUUAUAGUUUUUUAUUGAUUUUGGCAUACAGCUAAUACUCCAGUAAUGGGUAAUUGAACACAGAGUUGUACGAAUGAUGACAGUGUAAGAUGGAGAAGAAAUAUACUGUGCACUCCUUCA